Polyodon spathula (Mississippi paddlefish) is the source of this 1201-nucleotide messenger RNA. RefSeq names its product lecithin retinol acyltransferase-like. NCBI's taxonomy places the organism in Eukaryota, Metazoa, Chordata, Actinopteri, Acipenseriformes, Polyodontidae. Gene Ontology annotation, molecular function: phosphatidylcholine-retinol O-acyltransferase activity. Gene Ontology annotation, biological process: retinol metabolic process. The transcript has 2 exons. The record is from RefSeq and is a predicted model, not a curated record. The coding region runs from base 36 to 713 and encodes 225 amino acids.
AGUACCGGAAUAGAAUAUGCGACGGCACUAAAAAAAUGCUUGAUUCGUUAACGUUUCUCUUUGAGAAGGUGUUCCUUUUCACCAACUUCAAUUUUUUUGCUACUAUCUUGACAGACGGAGAUAAAAAUGCAAACUACUUUGACUGGUCCUCUUUUAAGAGAGGCGAUUUGUUAGAAGUGCCGCGUACUCUCUUCAUUCACUUUGGCAUUUAUCUCGGCGACAAUAAAGUUGCUCACUUGAUGCCAGACAUCCUGCCUGUGCUUACCAACGACAGCCGUCAGAUUCAGAAAGUUGUGACGAACAAGAGACUACUACUGGGCGUGCUUUCAAAAAUUGCUAGUAUACGAAUUGACACUGUGGAAGAUUUUGCCUAUGGGUCCAGCAUUAUAGUGAACAACAUGGACAACAUCAUCCAGAAACAGCAACUUCCGAACGAAGAGGUAGCAAGAAGAGCCGAGAAACUUGUUGGAGCCACACCUUAUAGUCUGCUUUGGAAUAACUGUGAACAUUUUGUCACAUACUGCAGAUAUGGGCAGCCUGUGAGUUUGCAAACAGACAAGUUCUGCGAUGUUCUGAAAAGGAUCAUCAGAGAUCAGAGAGGUGUUAUGCUGACUGCUAUUUUGGGAAUGAUAUCCAUCCUUUAUCUUGGCCUGGCACCUUCCACCAUGCUUCCAACCAUUUUCAUCCCAUUCACCCUUUGGAUGGCCAGUUAACUGCAAAAGACAAAACAACAUAGUACUUGUUGCUUAAUAUAAAGGGAGGGGGGAUACAGGUUUUUUUUUUUUUUUUUUUUGUGUAGUAAGAUGCACAUUUAAAUGACUCCUAGUGAUUUCAAUUUUCUAUUUUUGAAUCCAUUUUAGCUUACUAUGUAAGCCAAUAUAAAGCACCUGUCAAUUUUAUAUUGUAUUUCUACUCAAGAUGAAUGGUUUAUAGACCAUAUAAAAUGUAUUGUCUGUAUCUUUAUUGUGUGUUUGUAUGUAAAUAUAGAUAUUGUAUACAGAAAGUAUAAAAUUGAUUUGUUUAACCCUAGUCUGUACAGUCACUUUAUAAAAUAAAAUUCCUUCAUUCACGUUAAAGCAGUCUUUUUAAAUUGUUAUGUGCUGUAAUACCUGAUAUGUAUGUGUUUCAUUUGCAUGCUGUAUGCAUGGUAGGUUAAACUGCUCUUGAAGAAAAGGUGACAAGCAUUUGUCUACUUACUCGA